AGAUAUGCAGCUGGCUAUGUGAGCUGAUGCGCUGACCCUGUGUGAUGAAAGGUAUCUCUGAUCUCCUCCCAAUCAGCAUUUUCUCCACUCUCCUCCCACCACAAAGCUUUCAGAGAUGAUUUAACACAGAGCUCCAGAGAUGAACAUGUGGUCUUUGUUCCAGAGUUUCAGGAGAAGAGAUUGCCAGCUCCAUGGGUGGUCUCAGGGUGUGUGGGGGGAGGAGGAGGGGGUCAUCAUGUGUUGGCAGAUGGAGAUUUUGCAACCAAGUGUGCAGCAAAACAGACAGGAUAUGUGUUUUACAAGUCUAAUGAGGGCGUAUUGGUAUGUGUCACUGAGUGGAGCUUCAUGCGGCUUCCUGAGGUUACCAAGCCRGUGCUGAGCGAAWCGGGCGACUUAUAUUUAGCCUUGCAAAUGGUGCGCUAUGGAUUAUGUCUUGGAGCUCUCCAGUUUCGUCUUCGGUGCGUUUUGUUUCAUGCAAGGACUGUGGAUGUCCAUGAGGCUGCUGUUCAGGUACUGAGCAGGUCUGUCUCAUAGUCUCAAACCAGCUCUUCUUUUUCCAUCUAAACUCCAUCUCCUUUCUGAACUCUGGAAGAGGCUUUUKAUUUUAAUGUCUUUUCCGCAUUGAGACAGCUUCAGUUUGGAUCCUAAGAUUUUGCAAGACAAACUGUAGCCUGGAAACUUUUUACUUUUUAGUGUAACUAGGACGUCRCAAUUUUCUUCACUGCAUUUUUGAAGUUUUGGCUCAAACACCAUGGAUAUUCUAGCCUUAGAAGCAAAAAGCCAAAAUGGAGCAGAAGCUGAAAAGAAGCCUACACCCAAGCCAAAGCCAAAAGCGCCCAAGAAGGCUAAAAGGAUUGUUUAUUUUGAGGUGGAGAUCUUGGACUGUAAGACUAAAGAGAAGCUGCUGUUGCUGGACAAGGUGGAGCCAACAGCCACAGUUUUGGAUAUUAAAUCCUUGUUUCACAAAUCGUAUCCAAAGUGGUAUCCAGCCAGACAGUCUCUGCGUUUGGAUCCAAAGGCCAAGUGUCUCAGGGACGAGGAAGUUCUCCAAACGCUACCUGUGGGAACCACAGCCAGCUUUUAUUUCAGUGACCUGGGACCCCAGCUCACAUGGGGAACAGUAAGGCCACACAAAUACACUCAAUGUUUUUGACUAUUUCACCGGGAAAUGUUAAUCAUAGCCACUCUGCAUUGUGUUAGGUGUCCAAAAAGUUUAAACUUGCUUUUGCUCGACUGAAAGAGCUUUUUUCUUCUCUUAAUUUGAUAUUUGUUUUUUCCAGUACGCAAGAUCUCCUAUCUAAUCUGUUUCUCAAUAGCUUUUUUCCAUCGUCAUGUCUGCCUAUUGAAGUGUUGCACAUAACUGAAAGCCAGAACCUAAAGAGAGAGAUUUUCACCUCGUUUUUCAAAGCGUUGAAUCCGCUUCGGUAGUUCCCUAACAUUCAUGUGCUUUAAAUAUAAACCGACACCCUCAGUACCUCCUGAGCAUAAAUACCAGUCUGAAGUGACAGAUAGAGGUGAUUUGCUGUCGUUCACGCCCCCUCCCACCCCMUGCACUGCGUGUCCUCUCCAGCAGGACAUAUAAUCUCAUGGCCCCAUUUCUGCCGAAGGUGUUUAUCCCUCUGACCUCUCACUUGCCUUUUACUGUGCCUCAUUAUUCACCCUUACCUACACUGUUCUUUCACCCCCCCACGCCCCCGACUUGCCCCAGCCGAAACCACCAGGUGCUACCGGUCAGGCAACCUGAGCCGAGGCUCCUCCUGKAGGUGCUGACUCAGGAAUCUGUUUUCACUGUCAGCUGAGAUGCUCCGCUUGAUCGCAUAAGCGUUACAAGUUGUAAGAUUUGCUUUAUAGGUGUAUUAUUUUGCAUUAAAUGUGACAGCUCGGAGAAAGUAGGGCAACUGCUUCUGCGCUGAGGUGCCACGGUAAAACGAGCUCCUGGAGAAGCCAAGGCCUUCGCUGGUGUCGGUUACAUGUUAGGUCUCCUUUUGGCAGAUAUUUUACACCGCCAACAUUCCUUUCAGAUAUCCGGUAUUUAAGGUUUCCUGGUGACUACGUUUCAUACAGUGCUGGGCAGGUUUACUGUAAGAGUCGAUGGGAGUCAGAUGGCUGUGAACAGAGGUUGAGUUUUGAAUCUUUUGAACCAUUUUGGUGUUAAUUUGGUGGAGUGUUUUUGAUCAAACAAAAAGAUUCAGCAAUGACCUAGUUUCAUGUUAGCAGUAUAGUUUCCAUAUAUUUACCCUGUUGUUGCUUCAAACCUAUCUGGAGGUUUAUGUCUGAAAAGCAUCUAACCCA
Molecule: messenger RNA, 2292 nt
Organism: Poecilia reticulata (guppy)
Lineage: Eukaryota; Metazoa; Chordata; Actinopteri; Cyprinodontiformes; Poeciliidae
Source: RefSeq, a predicted model, not a curated record